This is a messenger RNA of Galeopterus variegatus (Sunda flying lemur), 3123 nucleotides long. RefSeq names its product crystallin, gamma A (gene CRYGA). Gene Ontology annotation, molecular function: structural constituent of eye lens. NCBI's taxonomy places the organism in Eukaryota, Metazoa, Chordata, Mammalia, Dermoptera, Cynocephalidae. Gene Ontology annotation, biological process: lens development in camera-type eye; visual perception. The record is from RefSeq and is a predicted model, not a curated record. The coding region runs from base 2278 to 3057 and encodes 259 amino acids. The transcript has 4 exons.
AGGUUCACCGAGCUCCCUCUUUCCGUCUCUCCUUGCACCCCUUUGCCAUGUUAACAGCACCCAAAGCAGCAGAAUAUGCCCGCAAACACAGUGUCAAGUCAAGAAAGGGAGCAGCAACAAAUAAAAAGACCACCAGCGCUCGACAAAGGAAGCAAAUGCCACAGAAUGGAAAUUAUCAAAAAGAUUUUCAGACACACAGCCGAAGAGCAAAGUCACUUAGAAACUUGGAAUUGAACCAUGGAACUUCAUAAGUUUCUGGGAGCAGACAAGAAAUAUCAUCUUAAAACUGCAGCUCUUGCCAGCACAUUUUUCUUUACAGUUAGCUUUUGAUGCCAACUCCAUUGAAAUGUUAUUUUUGAUGUUGAGUUUUCUUCUCUUAGAAGCACAUUGCACAGCUACAUUUUGAUAAGAAAAAAACGUGUGCAUCUUAUGUCACUUCAUUGUGACUGGAAUACUUUUGGAAAAUUCAGAGAGUAUAUAGUGUUUCUGUGUCAGAGCUAGCUGGCUUUGUAGCAUAUUUUACAAAUGUGUAGCAUUGAAUAUUGCACGGUGGUGGAGUAGGAGUCAGUUUUCCAAAGUUUUAAUCCAAAAUAAAAUUGAUAUGUCAUUGAUUGCCUUUACUAUGUUCACAUAUGGGAAAAAAUUCAAAUCAUUUCAAUAAAGCAUUAAAAGAAAAAUGCGUGCAGGCUUGCUCUCAGCAGAAUAUAGGGACUACUAGGAAAAGAAAAUGUUAUAGGUUUUUGGUACCUUUCCAAAAAUGCUGGUUAGGUGCGUGGCUUAGCCUGUCAAUGUAUGUAAUAGCAAUUUGAUAAAAUGAAUGUCGGUACAGAUUAUACCUUUCUUAAGGUUUUGGUGAAUCAUCUUUCUGCAGAACAGUUUUCAUUGGCAUGUGCAAAAACACGCAUUGGGUUUGUUGACUUCUGCUGAAAAUAGUGGUGUGUUCCCAUGUGGGCUUGUGGCUGGGGAUACCAAUGCAGACUUUUCACACUGAGUUUAAUUACGGUUGUGACAGAUUUACCAGUAGACCUUCAGCAUUAGACAAAGGAGGGUAUCAGUGACCUGAGGUCCCUGCAUACACUGCCAGAUGUCCAGCAUCAUAAAACUUUGCCCAGUUUUCUUUUGUCUAGCUCUGCUAGUUUUGGGGAAAUUUUUUUUCUUUGUGGCUAUUACUGUCUCUCCUUUCACCAUCUCUAUAUUUGCUUUAUGUGCUGCCUGAGGAUUUUCACAAAUGGCAUUGUGAACAUACUUCUGGCUGUGGUUGGAGACACUUUUAGAGUCCCUCCAUGGGUCUGAAGCACAAAAGUAUUCAAUUUCAUUUUUCUACGUACAUAUGAGAUGACGAAAGAUGAUCUGGGGUUUGGAAUUUUCCUCUACCCCUGCAUAUCUGAGGAGUACUUCUAAAUCAAUAGGUUGGCAGCGAUGGUUAAUGCUCUUCAGGCAGUCACUGGGGUUCAAUGAAACAGUGACACUUUGGGGAGAGAAAACACAGGCAAAUUGUGCUAGUUUUAAAAACAAAAAGCAGCCCUAAAAGAUAGGUGGCAGGGGCAGGGGAAUGGAAGGAUCCUGUGUAUUUUCCUGCUCUUUGAAUGUCUCACAGACUCUCGAGAAAUCUCUUUAUUUUCAGCUAAAGAUGUGUUUAAUCUCAAGACAAAAUAUACCUAUUUCCAAAAUUUACCACUUUUACCAGCAACUCAAAGUCAUACAUUUAAAAAUUGAUUUUAUUAUUUUUCAUCUCAUUAAUGUAACAUAUAUUUAUAACAGGAAACUAAGGGAAUAGAAAGCAGAAAAACAAAAAAAUUAAAACAUAAAAUUAGGACCUAUAAUCUUGCCAUUCAUUGAUAACCAUGAUUGACAUGUUGAUGUAUAUACACAGUUCUAAUCUUUUUUUCCCUACAUAAACAUAUGCAAAAUCUUUUUUAUCAAAUCCAUAUCACACUGAUGAAGUAAUUUAAGAAAUGUAAUUAUCUUUCAAUUGGAAAAUUUUUUAUUUGGGAUAUUUUGUUGCCCCUUUGCACUUCGAGUUUUUCUGGAACUCAUAUAAUUCUCAUGAGUUACCUCCGAUGGAACCACCAACCUCCAUCUCAGCAGUUUCCAUAGGCAAACAUUGCAAAAUGCUGGGCAUGUAAUGUAUUUCCAGCGAGCUGCAUAGGAUGAGAAGUGCGCCCUUUGUCUCCAAGGUCAUAAUGGCUCUGCUGACUUCAAUGCCUUUCACUGGAGCUAGUGAGGACAACUCGAAAAUGCCAGAGAGAAUGAGAGCCCCCUGCCCCAUGAUCUCAAAUGGAAAAAAAAAAGAGAACACAGAAAUCCCUUUACGCACUACCCCAGGUCCCUUUUGUGUUGUUCUUGCCAACACAGCAGCCGUCCUGCUAUAUAUACCAGCUGCCACACUUGUCCCCAUCACUCUGGACGCUGACCAUCGCUGUCAACAACCAUGGGGAAGGUGAGCCAAUCAAGUGCCAUAUCAUGUCUACCGAGUGUCUGCUGUGUGUGGGGAUGUACCUUCCAGCUGACUGUCUGCUGUCACCUUAUUUUCCACCGCAGAUCACCUUCUACGAGGACCGGGGAUUCAAGGGCCGCUGCUAUGAGUGCAGCAGCGACUGCCCCAACCUGCAGCCCUACUUCAGCCGUUGCAACUCCAUCCGGGUGGACAGUGGCUGCUGGAUGCUCUACGAGCGCCCCAACUACCAGGGCCACCAGUACUUCCUGCGGCGUGGCGAGUACCCUGACUACCAGCAGUGGAUGGGCCUCAGCGACGUGGUCCGCUCCUGCCACACAAUUCCUUAUACCAGCUCUCACAGGCUAAGGCUGUACGAGAGAGAUGACUACCGAGGCCUUGUGUACGAGCUCACUGAGGACUGCCCUGGCAUCCACGACCGCUUCCGUCUCCACGAGAUCUACUCCCUCCACGUGCUGGAGGGCUGCUGGGUGCUCUACGAGAUGCCCAACUACCGCGGAAGGCAGUACCUGCUGAGGCCGGGGGACUACAGGCGCUACCACGACUGGGGGGCCAUGGAUGCCAAAGUUGGCUCUCUGAAACGGGCCAUCGAUUUGUACUAGGCUGUGCUUUUCUUUUGUUAUGAUCCACAUAGAAACACAAUAAAUGUGCAAAUUGUGUUCCUGGCA